UGAGUUACUGGAGGCUAGUCGAACCCAAGACGUUGAGACUACGCUUGGAUUUUAAUCCGCACUGCACAUGUGCGGAGUAUGAACUUGUCCUACUCAGUAGUCUCCUUCAAAGUCCUAACCUCUCUCUCUUUCAUUCCGUAAAUCACUCGUUGAAAGCAAGAACUCUGGCCAGGCGUUGGGCUUUUUCCGCCAAUUGCUGCAAUCAAACGUGAAACCAAAUGACCUCACUUUCUCUUUGCUCCUUAAAGCCUUCGUCGUCUUCUUCUGCUUUGAAUUCACCCAAUCAAAAGAUACAAGCAAAUCAGAUUCAGAGCCACUUGUUCUUAUUUCUGAAGACAACACGUGUGAAACUGACCCUCUCCACCUGGUCUCACUUUCUAAUACUCCUUUGCAAACGUUAAACAUCUUGGCUGUCCUGAUAAGAAAGAAGACGACGAAGACGAAGACACGGUGGAUAUGUCAUUUAGGAAAAGACAGGAGUAAGAGCACCACGAGUGUAAUUUCAGCACCCGGUGGAAUUUCAAACCAGACAGAAGCCUCCAACUCCAACGAAACAACAUGAAUCUUAAAACUUUCCUCUACUUCCUCUGCCUCUUUAUCUCUCUAUGUCACUCCUUCGCAGCCCCGACCCUGCUAUUUCAGGGGUUCAAUUGGGAAUCGAGUAAUAAAGGAGGAUGGUACAAUUCACUGAAGAACUUUGUUCCUGAUUUAGCUAAUGCUGGAAUCUCUCAUGUCUGGCUUCCUCCUCCCUCUCAAUCUGCUGAUCCCCAAGGGCAAGGAUACUUGCCGGGAAGGCUAUAUGAUCUUGAUGCCUCAAAAUAUGGCUCUAAGGAUGAACUGAAAGUACUGAUUGCGGCUCUACAUGAGAAGGGAAUUAAAGCCAUUGCUGACAUAGUGAUAAAUCAUAGAACUGCUGAGAAGCAAGAUGGCAGAGGAAUUUGGUGCAUCUUUGAAGGUGGGACUCCAGAUGCACGUCUUGACUGGGGUCCAUCCUUCAUUUGCAAGGAUGACACAGCUUAUUCGGAUGGUACUGGGAAUCCUGACAGUGGAGAGGGCUAUGACCCUGCACCUGACAUUGAUCAUCUUAAUCCACAGGUACAAAAAGAGUUGUCAGAAUGGAUGAAUUGGCUCAAGACUGAGAUUGGAUAUGAUGGGUGGCGAUUUGAUUUUGUGAAGGGCUAUGCCCCUAGUAUUAUAAAAUAUUAUGUGGAACAAACCAAGCCAGAUUUUGCAGUAGGGGAAAACUGGAAUUUAAAUCGUGAUGUUCUAGCUGAAUGGGUUGGGUCUGCAGGUGGGGCUGUCACUGCAUUUGAUUUCACAACCAAAGAGAUUCUGCAAGCAGCUGUGAAAGGGGAGUUAUGGAAGUUAAAGGACUCCAACGGAAAGCCACCAGGAUUGAUUGGAAUAAAGCCAGAAAGUGCUGUGACAUUUAUUGACAACCAUGACACAGGGUCUACUCAAAAUAUUUCGCCAUUCCCCUCUGAUAAAGUCAUGCAAGGAUAUGCUUACAUUCUAACUCAUCCAGGCACCCCAACCAUUUUCUAUGAUCAUUUCUUUGAUUGGGGAUUAAAGGAGGAAAUAAGCAAAUUGACUGCAAUUAGGUCGAGGAAUGGGAUCAAUACCAGAAGCAUUGUGAACAUACUAGCAUCUGAUGGUGAUUUAUAUGUAGCUGGGAUUGAUGACAAGAUCAUCAUGAAGAUUGGACCAAAGAUGGAUCUUGGAAACCUCAUUCCCUCAAACUUUCAGGUUUCUACCUCUGGCAAAGAUUACGCUGUGUGGGAGAAAAAGUGAAGAAUAGAAAUGAUUUCGUGCUGAAUCAAUGUAAUAAUACCCUAUUACUAUUACUUUAAUGUAAAAUAAAGUUUGGCCGCCCAUGAGCUGCUCAAUCUAAAGCCCUUAAGGGGUGACCAACAUCAGGCACCCCUGUAGAAUUGUUGCAAAUUCAAUGAAUAUUGUUAGAUAAA
This is a messenger RNA of Juglans regia (Persian walnut), 1964 nucleotides long. RefSeq names its product alpha-amylase-like. Bases 559 to 1791 code for a protein of 410 amino acids. The transcript has 6 exons. Lineage: Eukaryota; Viridiplantae; Streptophyta; Magnoliopsida; Fagales; Juglandaceae. Gene Ontology annotation, molecular function: calcium ion binding; alpha-amylase activity. Gene Ontology annotation, biological process: carbohydrate metabolic process. The record is from RefSeq and is a predicted model, not a curated record.